AUGGAUAGCCAAAUACCAAGUUCGACUAGCAAGACAAGUGACGGACAAAAGGUGCUGAGAAAACGCCUACGACUAAGUUGUGGAGAAUGCAGAAAAAAGAAACUUUCGUGUGAUCGUAGAUUACCUUGCCAAAGAUGUGUAAGAUCCGGACGAUCGGGACAAUGUUCAUUCGAAACAGGAAAGCCCUCUAUAACGAUGCAAAAGCAGCAGCGAGCUCAGUCUGAUAGCGAGGAAGUUCAAAAACUCCGGUCCGAGGUGAAGCAAUUGAGAGUAUUGCUGUCUAAGAUUCAUUCGCAAAAUGAAGCCACUACUGUGGCAGAGCCUGUGCCUGCUACUGGCGUCUCGGAAAUAAGCUAUGGGCUGCUAUCAGACAAGCGUUGCGAGGAGACUUAUGGAUCCAUUAUACCGACGGAUAAUGGCCUUAUUCAUCCGACCGCAAGAACUCCUUCUAGCUACUACAACCAACACCAUCUAUUUCGCUUCUUUGAAGAGAUUCCUGAACUCUUUCCGUUGAUGAAAGAAACGUAUGAAGAAUUCUUGCAACCUCAUGAGGAUCGCAUUAGAAAGGACAAGGCCGCUCGGAAUGAUUUACAAGCUCGUGUUAAUUAUUCGGCAGAGUGCCAGAUGGAGGAUAUUCUUCCGGAAAAGGACGUAACAGAUUUUCUAGUACUGUCUUACCUCCGAAACUUCGAGCAACUACAUCGAAUCGUUCAUAUUCCUACUUUUAACAAAGAAUAUGCCGAGUUUUGGGUACCGAACUGUACUCAUCAUUCUAACAUGACGGCACUAAUUCUCUCUAUGAUAUCAAUCUCAAUAUGCAUUCCCGCCAGCUACAACAGUCUCACAUCUUCUCAUCACCAAAUAGCUCCAGGGCAGUGGAUCUCCGCGUGUGACAAAUGGUUAAAAGGCGAAGUUCAAAUGGCCAAAGAAUGGUACAAGGAAACCAGUUCUUUACUUCAAAAUGCAAUCAUGGAUGGGCUACAUCGAGAUCCGAUUUCAAGUAGCGAUACAAUCUUUACGCAAGAGAUGAGAAGACGAAUGUGGGCUGUCGUUCGCGAACUCGACUUGCAAAGCUCAUUCGAGACUGGAAUACCAACUCUCCUGAACACAAUCGAUGCUAGAACUGGUACCUCUGAAGACAUUGAUGAUGAAGAGUUUGACGAAACCUCGAAAAUACCUCCAAUCUCAGGUUCAUUCGGCAGACAUACCCGAACAUCUUAUCAAAACCAUAGCUCCCACAGCUGGGGGUUGCGUCUAGACGUAUCUCGCCGACUUUUUGCGACAGGAACACCAAAAGUAUUGAGCUACGAUGAAGUCUUACAAUUAACCCAUCAAUUGACCCAGGAAAUUCACUCCCUCCCAGGUUGGGAUGAAAUCGAUUCCAGGGUAACAGGCCAUGCCUGUUCUCCUUUUCUCACUCAUGCAUUCUUACAUUUCCAGCUUAGUGAGUGUAUUAUAGCUAUCCAUCGACCCUAUCUCAAGAGAGAAGAUUGCAAGUUUUGGCUUUCUGAAAAUGUUUGUUAUCAGAUAUCGCGAGAUAUACUUUUGCUCAAUUUAAAACUGAUAAGCACGGGUGUUCAAACUGUAACAUUGCUCCGAGAAGAUCUUUUGUUGGCUUCAUUAACGCUCACUCGUGUCACUUUGCUACAGCAUAAAGGCUCAAGUAGUGUUAUCAUGAGCGAUUCCACUGCUAUCAUUGAUUUCCUCAAGCAAUGCCUUCCUACUAUGGGCAACAGAUAUCUUUAUGGGUUCCAUAAAGAGCCUUGGUGUUUUCUGACUAUGGCUACAGCUAUCGCAUUACUCAACAUACACGCAGGAGAAGGUAGUCCGGAGACCGCCAAGCUCAAUGUUUCACGGAGUUUUUCAGAUCUACAUCACAAGCGUAUCGAAAACGAACGUCAUAUAUCCAUUUCUAGCCAGCAGGAUUCCAGUCCACGAAUGUCCGCAGAGCACAUUGAUCUUGGUGGACAAUCUGCUGCGCAUAAAGCCGCAGAAUUUUCGGCUUUCUCGUGGUUGAACAUUUCUGAUUUUGAAAGUGAUUUUUUUGAUCUGGGAAUGGACUUAGAUAGCAUGUGGCAGUUGUAG
Messenger RNA from Botrytis byssoidea, 2085 nucleotides. RefSeq lists its product as uncharacterized. Gene Ontology annotation, cellular component: nucleus. Gene Ontology annotation, biological process: DNA-templated transcription; regulation of transcription by RNA polymerase II. Bases 1 to 2085 code for a protein of 694 amino acids. The transcript has 6 exons. The record is from RefSeq and is a predicted model, not a curated record. Lineage: Eukaryota; Fungi; Ascomycota; Leotiomycetes; Helotiales; Sclerotiniaceae. Gene Ontology annotation, molecular function: DNA-binding transcription activator activity, RNA polymerase II-specific; zinc ion binding; RNA polymerase II cis-regulatory region sequence-specific DNA binding.